CUGUUUUGGUCACGCGGUACCUUUUUCUCUUCGCCGAACUUUAUUGACAAUAGUAUUUGUUUUAACACAAUUAUGCCUCUUUGAUGAAGAGUAUCAAACUAUUGGUGAAUAUUAGUGGAUUACCCUUUGAUAGUUGGCUUUUAUAAGUAUGUUGGUAUAGUUUUUGAUAGGAUUAAGUGGUUUUAUGCUGGUUUGGCAUGCUUGUGAAUCUGGGCUACCCAUUAAGUAAGACUACUUAUUAUGUUGAAGGGGGCAGGAAAUAUAUAAUUUCCUUCAUCCGGUUCCUUCUCAAGCAUGGGUGCGUAAAUAUGUGUUUAGUUGCUAAAGUUUAAUUGUCUAUUGAUCAAUAAAUGCACAUCAAUGAACGAGAUAAAAAUAAAAUAAAAAAAUCCCAGCUUUUGGACCCUCACCGGACACCGUCACCGGAAAAUGCUGCGUUCAGGGACAAGCGGUUGCACACUAAUGUUGCACAGAGUCGCUGGGAAGUGUUAAACGGCUAAAAAUGACCACUUUGCCCACUCCUAAAAUAUGGGAAAUAUCAGAUUCUGAUAACGACGGCGACGAAGGGGCUCGAUGCGAUUUAAAAGGUAGCAGUUGUGUAAAGUUCGCUUUAGCUCCGCCGCGAUCUGAUGGCUGUGAGCGGCCGAGUCCGUCUAAAAAACGCCGCUCCAAGCAGGAGCUGGAGGCGGACAAGGAGAAAGCGAAGGAAAGGAAGGACGCUAGGGAGAAGAAGCGAGCUGCUAAAGUGCUAGAAAGGGAGGAGAAGAGGAAGGAACUGCAGAAGAGGAAAGAAGCUGCAGAACAUGUCAACAGUUUGAAGCCAGAGAACUUCAUUAAAUGUUUGACCGUCUGCAUAGAUCCAGUUGUUCUGCAGCAAGAAGGCUCUGACAUUCUGCUGGGCACCUUGUCGUCAAAUGAGUGGAAAUACAGAAUUGAACAACAGCAACUUCCUAACAGCAUCACCUGGACCAGAGAUUUACCUCAGGGUGAGGAUGGCGGUGGAACAGUGGAGGAGGACCAGGUGGUGCAGGUGUUAGGUGCAACGGAGUUCUUGGACAUGCUUAUCUCUGUGAAAACAAUGAUUGACAGUAAAGGGGAGGAUUCCACUCUAUGUCAGGAUGCUGCCAAGGUGGUUUCUCUCUUAGUAACAGACGCUCGGUCCAGUUACAACAGGAGGUGUGGUUAUAAAACAGUACAGUCCAAAUAUGGCGGGGAGAAUGUGGAUGUCGAAGAGGUUCUGGUGUACCUGCAGUUGCAUAAGAACGUGUCUGUGGUCUUCCUUGACGGCUGGCAAGAAGUCACCGAUCACAUCUGUGCCGUCACCAAGUCCUUGUCCAAGCGGCCGUCAAAGUUGCUCUCGGAGAAAGUGGAGCUGCCGUUCUGUGUGGACGGCUCCUGGGGCAGCGGGGCCCGCGUGGAGAAGGACGGCUCCGGGUUGAAACACGUGUGGAGCAAACAGAUCCAACAGCUGAACAGAGUGAGUCCGGCUGUGGCGUCUUGUGUGAGCGCCGCCUACCCGUCGCCUCAACUGCUGCUGCAGGCGUACAAAGCCUCCAGCUCGGAGGAGGACAAAAAGAAGCUGCUGGCCGAUCUGGUAAUAAAGGGCGAAGGAAAAGACCGGCGGGUCGGGCCGGAGAUAUCUGCCAGACUUUAUCGCUGCUUCUCUACUCAGAACCCUGAGCUGGUCCUGGACUAACUGGAAACUCUGCUCUUACGGCUGCUGAACGUCAAAGUGGAUUAUUUGGCGCUAAUGUAAAUGUACACACGGAUCAUGUGACCAGGAAGUCUAAUAAUCAUGAAUGAUUUAAUAAUACAUGUGGAGCAGAGCUUGUCUUUAGGCUUUUAUUUUCUUGGAUUGCCUGAGUAAGAAAGUUGAUAACAAACUUGGCAGAUACAAAAAGUAUAGUAUCAAAAAGCUUUUGUUUUUGGUCUAAUCUGUCAAGUAUGCCUUAUACUGUACAAUUAUUACAAAACAUGAAGAUGUGGCCUAGCUAUAACCGUAUUGACCCGGAUAUAAGACUGUCUAUUCCAGGGGUCCCCAAACUUUUUGACUCUGGUAUAUAUAUAUAUGUCUUAAUUAGAUUAUCCAAAAAAUAGUGCUCGAUACCGUGGUAGAGCGUAAUAUG
Messenger RNA from Entelurus aequoreus (snake pipefish), 2126 nucleotides. It is a transcript of the gene eme2, whose product is annotated as crossover junction endonuclease EME1. Gene Ontology annotation, biological process: double-strand break repair; replication fork processing; resolution of meiotic recombination intermediates. Bases 503 to 1696 code for a protein of 397 amino acids. The record is from RefSeq and is a predicted model, not a curated record. Gene Ontology annotation, cellular component: Holliday junction resolvase complex; nucleus. Gene Ontology annotation, molecular function: nuclease activity; DNA binding. The transcript has 8 exons. NCBI's taxonomy places the organism in Eukaryota, Metazoa, Chordata, Actinopteri, Syngnathiformes, Syngnathidae.